GGCAGUUACCAUCUCUCAAAACUCUUUGGAUUGGAAAGUGCCAUACAAUAGAGACAGUGAGUCUUGAGUUUUAUGGGACUACUUCUACACCAUUUGCAUCAUUGGAAACCUUGGAAUUUACACAAAUGUCGAACUGGAAGGAAUGGUCAAUGCCUGAACCAAAUGUUGUAGCCUUCCCAAAGCUAAAAUCAUUAGUUAUAAGUAUGUGUCAAGGCCUCACGGGCAAUUUGCCUUAUCAUUUACCCUUUUUGACAGAGCUUAAUAUUUAUGAUUGCCCAGAGCUUGGUUCUUCGCUCCCAAUGAUGCCCAAUGUCACUAAAAUAAGAAUCUCGUGCUGUAAGAAGCUUCCAGGAUUCAAAUCAAGCAAUAGUGAUCACAGGUAUGUUCUUGCCAACUUGAGAGACCUAAAUGUGGGCCAUUGCGGUAAUUUAGAAUUCUUACCACCCUAUAGGUAUGAAUUUCUCCAAUAUCUUUCAAUUGAAAAUUCUUCCAACUCAUUCGAAUUGCUUAAUAUAGAUUCCUUUCCCAACAUCAAAUAUGUCCAAAUUUUAAAUUGUGAAAAUGUAGAAUCUUUCUCCCAAUUCAAUAGCCCCAUAAACUCUUUAUCUUUUCUCUCUUUCUAUAAUUGUCCUAACUUCACAUUAUUACCUGAUAACAACUUCCUUUGCCCAAUUCUGACUCAACUCAAGCUCUUAAAUUGCUGCAAAUUAAGGUUUCUCCCUGAGAAACUGCCUAUUCUCCUACCUUCUCUACAACAACUAGUUAUUGAUGAUUGUCCAGAGUUAGAAUCACUUCCUAAAUUUGGGUUGCCUCUCAGUUUGUGUGAGCUUCGCAUUGAACGUUGUGACAAGGUAAUUGCAUCUCGAAAGAAUUGGAAUUUGGAAACACUUCCCAAUCUGAUAAGCUUAGAAUUUGGAGGCUAUAGAGGUGAAGAUAUGGUUUCCUUUCUAGAGCAAGGGUUCCUGCCAACUAGUCUUAUCUCCCUUAAAAUUAAUGACAUUGCUUGUCUUAAAACCUUAAAUGACAAUGGGGGGUUUCAAGAGCUCACAUCCUUGAAAGAACUACACGUGUCUAACUGCCCCAACUUGCAGACACUUCCAGUGAAAGGACUGCCACCCUCUUUCGAAGGUUCACUGCCACCCUCUUUUGAAAGUUUCAAAAUUUAUAAUUGCCCUUUGCUGGAAGAAAACUAUGAGUGGGAGGAAGAAAACUCUUACUCCUCCUCUAAGAAGAUUUCUUGCAUCACUCAGCCUCAAGUAACCAUAAGGAGUCAGCAUCAAGAGCUCAUCACUCCACACAAGCAAUCCUUUAGCUGGUUUGGGCCCAAAGCACUAUUGUUUCACAGCACCCUAAUUCUCUUAUGCAUAUAUUUGUAUGUGUAUUUCAAUCAGUCACAGCAGCAUGAGUGAAGUGAGCCUUCAGUCCAUUUUACAUGUGGACACUCCAAUUUCGGGGAGAUUUCUGAAUCGGUAGAUUAUGUGGAUUGUCCAAUGCCACAAACAAGAGUUGUUUUAAAGAAAGUUUUACUUGUUGUCGUCAACAAGAUUGAUAGAUCUUCAGCAGGUGCAGGUAACCAACUACCAAGUUACCAACUAACAACUUUAACAGAAAUUAACUACUUACAAUUUUAUCACAAAGUGAAUUUGUUGUGCUAAAUAUAGUACAAUUUUCGUCGCAUAUCGCAGCGUGAUUUUCAAGCAUUAUGUGUUUAAAGAAAAGCUCCCUGGAUAAGGUAUUGAAGAUGGUGUCCUCCACUUAUUAUACCUGAGAUUUUUGAGUAAAGAAGAUUCAAUACAAUGUUUUGUGAUGGAAUAGAUCAAGGUUGAUACAGCAUCUUGUUUCACUUCAUUGGUGUCAUUUUUUCCAGUUAUUGGACGUUAGAUAGUAAUUGCAUAACCUUUUGAGAUGCAAUGUGUAUCCUACAAUUAUGGUUGGAGCAAUACAUUGAUCUGAAAAACUUGCUUAAACCA
Cannabis sativa is the source of this 1970-nucleotide messenger RNA. RefSeq names its product putative disease resistance protein At3g14460. NCBI's taxonomy places the organism in Eukaryota, Viridiplantae, Streptophyta, Magnoliopsida, Rosales, Cannabaceae. The record is from RefSeq and is a predicted model, not a curated record. The coding region runs from base 126 to 1409 and encodes 427 amino acids. The transcript is spliced from 2 exons.